AAAGGUUCUCGGCAACAUUACCGCUCGGACAACUGGGGAAAGACUCUCAAAAAAACGUACGAGAUGAACUAUUACGUUCCGAUCCAGCAAAAUGAAGCGUGCAAUAAACCGUAAGUAUUUAUAACUUUUAAAUUCUUUUUUCAUAUUUAUUUUACAUUUUUCUAUAACUCGCUAUAUAUUCUUUUUACAGAACAUUAUCGCAGCUGCGCUAUACUCCACAUACCCCAUCCUGGGGAGGAGAUUUGCUUUGACUACCACAGCCUACAAAUACUUGGACAUCGGAAUCAGUGUGGGGUCCAUGUCAUAUGUGGAGAUGAUUCUUGGCAACAACAAGGGCAGCCAAAUAAUUUUACCAUAUACAACAUGGAAAGCAUUCAUCGAGAGACGUGCGGACAUUGAGCGACUCGUGCGGUCAACUUUGCCAUCUUCAAGACUUGUAAUUUGCGAUUUAGUAAUAGAAAUAGUAAAAAUACGUGAUGAGAAUAUUGUAAAAUUAACGCUGCUUAAUACCAGUUUAUAUAUGAAACCGUUAACGAUAUUAUUUUUAUAUGAACUCGAACACUGUGCUGAGUAUGUAUAUAACCAGUUGCAUCAAAAAACUUAUAGUGUAAGCGAUAAGUAUAAGCAUUUUGCAAGUCUUUUACGCCAAAAUUAUAUUACUACUAAGCACGAUGCUGUAAAGCUAUUAAAUGAAAGAUACGAUAAAACUUGUAUCAUAGAUUGCGAACUGAUGACCUAUGGCGUGAAUAAUAUUUUAUAUGAUGCUUUGUGUAAUAAUUAAAUGAAUAUGUAUUUGUGUGAAAAUUUAAAAAAUUUAUA
Molecule: messenger RNA, 819 nt
Organism: Monomorium pharaonis (pharaoh ant)
Lineage: Eukaryota; Metazoa; Arthropoda; Insecta; Hymenoptera; Formicidae
Exons: 1
Coding region: 299-781 (160 amino acids)
Source: RefSeq, a predicted model, not a curated record